CUCUGUCUCCAGCAGGUGCAGAGCCCGACUGAGCUGUGAGUCUCGGCUGUCAGCUCCCUGAAGAGGAGACCCCCAUCACCUGUGGCUCCCGGAACAGAGGCAGAGUCUCCUCCUGGACUGCAGGCUCCCAGGCACUCGGGUCUGGGGAAGAGACACGACCAUCCACUUGCAAAACACAAUGCCCCCAAGGCUGCAGAGGUUUCUGAGCCCGACCCCGCGGGCUGGAUCAGAGCGGGCACCUCCGGGCACGUCAGGAGAGGCCCCAGGGCAUCCGCGCUGCCUGCUUGACUCCGUCUUGGGUGUGCGGUGACGAGGGGUGGGCGGAAGGCCCGCCCGGAUUCCUGAGACACUCCCUGCAGAGCGGCUACGCCCAGCCCGGGACUCUCCAGGGGUGAGGACGCUUUAUAAACCGGCAGCCAAGAAGACAGCCCCCCCAGAUCCCAGGAGGAACACCGUGCCCCCGGCCUAGAGGGGCGAGCGCCCGAGCAAAUCCUGCGGCGGAGAGGUGAAUCACUCGCCGGGACAUCUCUCCUCCGGCUCAAGAUGUGGCCACUCAUCCUGCUGCUAGUGUGGUCAGUCCUCCCUUACGCUCAGCCGGCCUGCUCCCGUGGGGCCUGCUACCCUCCCGCCGGAGAUCUGCUCAUCGGAAGGACGCGCUUCCUCAGAGCCUCUUCCACCUGUGGCCUGCUGAAGCCGGAGUCCUACUGCACCCCAUACGGGGAGUGGAAGAUAAGAUGCUGCAAGUGUGAUUCCCGCCUGCCUCACACCUUCGUCAGCCACCGUGUGGAGAACAUAGCUGCCUCCAAGGGCCGUAUGCGCUGGUGGCAGUCCAAGAAUGAUGUGAAUCCCGUCUCUCUCCAGCUGGAUCUGGACAAGAAGUUCCAACUGCAGGACAUAAAGCUGGACUUGAUGGGUCCGCUGCCAGCCGGCAUGCUGAUCGAACGCUCCACGGAUUUCGGGAAGACAUGGAGAGUGUACCAGUACCUGGCUCUGGACUGUGCCAGGACCUUCCCCCACCUCCAUCAGGGCCAGCCUGAGAGUUGGCAGGAUAUCCGCUGCCAGGAGUUGACCCCGCAGCCUGGCAGGAACUCCCAAUCAGGGAAGGUCCAGCUGAACAUCCUGAACCUGACAUCCGAAAUCUCCGCUUCUCGAAGCCAGAAAAUCCAUGAGCUGGGGGAGUUCACCAACCUGCGAAUCAACUUCACCGGAUUUGGCCCCCAGCCCCAGAGGGGCCAACGCCCACCCAACUCCUUUUAUGCCGUCUCUCAGCUGCGGCUACACGGAAGCUGUUUCUGCAAUGGCCAUGCCGACCGCUGUGUCUCUGCUGGUGGGAGGCCAGCUGACCCCUCCAUGGAGGUGCAGGAUGUCUGUGUCUGCCAGCACCACACCACCGGCCCCAACUGUGAUCGCUGUGAAGCCUUCUACAAUGACCGGCCGUGGAGCCCCGCCGAAGACCAGAACCCCCAUGAGUGCCAGAGGUGCAACUGCAACGGGCACUCUGAGACGUGCCACUUCGACCCGAAUGUGUUCGCGGCCAGCGGCGGAGUCAGCGGGGGGGUCUGCGACCACUGCCGGGACCACACGGAAGGGACAAACUGUGACAGGUGCCAGCUGUACUACUUCCGGAACCGCCGCCCGGGAGCCUCCGUCGAGGAAUUCUGUAUCCCCUGUGAGUGUGAUCCGGAUGGCGCGGUGCUGGGAGUCCCCUGUGACCCGCUCAGCGGGCAAUGUGUGUGCAAGAAGAACGUCCACGGCGAGCGCUGUGACCUGUGCAAGCCGGGCUUCACCGGGCUCAGCGUCGCCAACCCGCAAGGCUGCAGCCGCUGUGACUGCGAUGACUUGGGGUCCCGACAGGACAUGCCUUGCGACGAAGAGAGUGGGAAAUGCCUGUGCCUGCCCAAUGUGGUGGGACCCAGGUGUGACCAGUGUGCCCCAGGCUACUGGGGGAUUGCUAGGGGCCGGGGCUGUCAGCCAUGCAUGUGUGACCCCCGCACCUCCCUCAGCCCUCAAUGUAACCAGUUGACAGGCCAGUGUUCGUGCCGGGACGACUAUAAGGGCUUGACCUGUUCGGCUGCCGCGAUCCGCACGUGUCCAGACAGGGAAUAUGGCCUUGAUGGGUCAGGAUGCCGAGCUUGCGACUGUGACUUCCGGGGGACGGAGGAGCAGGGCUGCGACAAGGUCACGGGUCGGUGCCUCUGCCGGCCGGGCCUCUCCGGUCCCCGCUGUGACCAGUGCCAGCGCGGCUCCUGUGGCCAUUUCCCUUUCUGCCCGGCCUGCCACUCCUGCUUCCAGGACUACGACGAAGCCCUCCGGCGGCAGGCCUAUCACCUCACCAACAUGCGCAAUGCCACCUCCGGGGGGUGGCCGGGGGCCGGGGGGGCCGGAGCCCCCCGGCUGGAUGCCCGGAUCGCAUGGGCGGAAGGCACCGUCCGUCAGAUCCAGGCCAUCCUCAGCAGCCCCUUAGUCACGGAAGAGGAGCUGGCCCAAGCGGCCAAUGUGAUUUCUUCCACCAGGAGGAUUCUACAGAGCCUGAGACCUGAUUUUCCCUUUGAGGAGGAGACUGUGUUCCUGUCAGAGCAGCCGAAGACCCUGAACCAGGAAUUCGAGGCCCUCUCCCGCCUGUACCAGAGCCAGAAGAACCAGUUUGAGCAAGGGAGCAGCAGCCUGGAUCCCUUAGAACCCCUCAGGAUCAUCAACUCGGCCUAUCAGAGGUCGACUGAGGCCAGCCGGCAGGUGACCGACAGCUCUCACCAGCUGCAGCAGGCCCAGGAGAUCCGGAGAGAGGCGGAACGGCUGGAGGGGCAGCUGCCCAGUGGUGGGGGCAUUGGAGACUUGGGCUUGGAGGCCUUGAAGCGAGAGAUGGGCUCCCUCCCCGACCUGACUCCCACCAGCAACAAGAUCUGUGGGGUCAACCGGCUGGAACGCUGCCUUCCAGGAGACUGUCGGGGGACCCUGUGCCCCCGGGACAAUGGCACGACCUGCGGCCCCAACUGCAAGGGCACCCUCCCAUUGGCGGGCAGUGCCAGCUGGACGGCCCAGAAGACUGCUGAACAACUUAGAAAAUUCGAAGCUCAGCUCCACAAAACCAUGCAAAUGAUCCAGGAUGCCGAGGAGAGCUCCGCCCAGAUCCAGAGCAACGCCAGGCAUUUGGAGGCACAGGUGAGCAGCUCCCGCUCGCGGAUGGAGGAGGACAUUCGCCGCAUAAGCCAAUUCAUCCAGCAAAUCCGGGACUUCCUCAUGGAGGACAGCACCGAUGCAGCCACCAUCCAGGAGAUCAGCAACGAGGUCCUGUCCCUCUGGCUGCCCACUGACACUGCAACCGUCCUGAACAAGAUGAAAGAAAUCCAAGAGAUCGCUGCCCGUCUGCCCAACGUGGACCUGGUGCUGGCCCAGACCAAGCAGGAUGUCGCCCGGGCCAGGAAGUUGCAGGAAGAGGCAGAGAAGGCCAGGAAUCGUGCCAAUGCUAUAGAGGGCCAAGUGGAGGAUGUGAUGGAGAACCUGCGCCAGGGCAGCUCUGCCCUCCAGGAGGCAAAAGGUACCUUGAAUGGCACCGGACGUUCCAUGGAUCUGCUCAGGGCCCGGAUCUCUGAGGUGCGGCUAGUGUUCAAUCAGGCCGAUGCUUCGGUGAUGACCGUGAUGGGGCAUCUGAGUGACUUUCAGAAGAGGAUCGAGAGGCUGCGUAACCGGACCAGCCAGCAGCGGACCCAGGCGUUCGAAGCUAAGCAGAAGGCGGAUGGGGUCAACGGGAGUACGAUGCGUGCUGAGAAGGAAUUGGCUGCGCUGAAGCAGCUCUAUGCCGACAUGAAGAACCAACUGGAGAAGGGCCCUGUACCAGGGGAGCUAGAGACCAGGAUCACGCGUGUGAAGAUGGAGGCGGAAGAGCUAUUGAACGAGACCGCGUCGAUUUGGAGACAAAUGGAAGCUAUCGAGAAAGAGCUGAUGAGGGGAAACCAAGCCAUCCACAGCCACUCCAAGGACCUGGAGGGACUGGAGCAGCGCUUGGAGACGGUCCGAGACCAAAUCAGCCAACGCGUGCUCUUCUAUGCCACCUGCAAAUAAGCCCCCUCCCGCCCCGCCCUCCUGCGGCCCCCCCCGCCCGCCUCAGGCAGGAUGGCCGGCCUGAACCUUCGCCUCAGUCCUGGUCCGGGCCUGCCCAUCCUGCUCACCCGCAGCCUCCGUGCUUAACCCGGGCCGGAUGGCUGGUCGGAAGACUGCCUGCGGCCUGGCGUGGGUGCUCGCCACAAUGCAGAAUGAAUGCUGUCGGGAGGAUCGAGGACGGACCCGGGGACCAAGCUUGGGAGUCUGCAGCUGUCUCUCACCACUGGGGCCCUGCUGGGGGCACAGUGGAUCACUGAGGAGGGGUGGAAGGGUAGGUCGCUGGCCCCCGCAGCCUGGCCCAGACAGCGAGGGAGAGACAGCUGGAAGCCAUCCUCCGGGAGACCGGAUCCUUGCUCUUUGUGGGAGCCGUGGUGAGCCAGGCUCCAGGCCAAGCCCUCAAUAAAAACCCUUCACUGUA
Messenger RNA from Ornithorhynchus anatinus (platypus), 4516 nucleotides. RefSeq names its product laminin subunit beta 3 (gene LAMB3). NCBI's taxonomy places the organism in Eukaryota, Metazoa, Chordata, Mammalia, Monotremata, Ornithorhynchidae. Gene Ontology annotation, biological process: axon guidance. Gene Ontology annotation, cellular component: basement membrane. Bases 544 to 4059 code for a protein of 1171 amino acids. The transcript is spliced from 26 exons. The record is from RefSeq and is a predicted model, not a curated record.